Messenger RNA from Passer montanus (Eurasian tree sparrow), 6443 nucleotides. It is a transcript of the gene ARHGEF17, whose product is annotated as Rho guanine nucleotide exchange factor 17. The record is from RefSeq and is a predicted model, not a curated record. Gene Ontology annotation, biological process: actin cytoskeleton organization. Gene Ontology annotation, molecular function: guanyl-nucleotide exchange factor activity; protein binding. The transcript has 20 exons. Lineage: Eukaryota; Metazoa; Chordata; Aves; Passeriformes; Passeridae.
GGCGGCGGGGGGGCACCGACAAUGGCGGAGGGGGGCAGCGGCCGGGGGGUAGCGGCGGCUCGGGGCCUCCUGCCCGCCUCCUCCCCGCCUUCCUCCUCCUCCUCCUCCUUCUUCUUCCCGGGUAGGAAAGUUUCAGCGCCGACCGCGGAGCAACAACCGGGCCGGGCUUUUGGCAGCCUGGCCCCGUCGGUACGGCAGCUUUCGCUUCGUUUCGCCGAGCCGGAGCCGGCGGGCCCGGCUCAUGCCGGGGCUCAGCCGCCGUGCCCGGCUCCACCGCCGCCGCCGCCGCCGCCGCCGGGCCCGGGGUUAAACGCGGAGCCGCCGCGCUGGCCCAGCGUCCCGGCGAUGCGGAAACUCUUCGGGGAAAGCUGCCGGCAGCCCACGGCGGCCGCCGGGAAUGGGAUGGGGAGCGGCAGCGGCAGCGGCAGCGCCCGCGGAGCUCCCCCGCCGCCUCCGCCCCGCAGCCGCGUCCCGCACCCGGCGCUCCGCUCUCCCCGCGGAGCUCCGCCGGAGCCCGGCCCGCAUUCCUGGCAUAACUCGGCUCGACCGCAAGCACCCUCCUCCUCCCCAUCACCCCGCUCCAACGGGGACGAUGAAGCGGCGGCGGCCCGUUCUCCCCGCGCCUCGUCGGGCAGCGAAGGCGAGGGGCAGAGCGCUGCCCAGCGGCCCCGCGCCGCGCGGAAGAAGAAGAAGGAGGGCACGGCGGAUGGCGAUGCCGAGGCCGAAGGCUGCGCUAGGGUGGUCCCCCGGCACCCGCUGCCCAUGGUGGCCCGCGUCUCCAAGGUGAACCUCCUGCCCUUCGGCAGCCCCGGCGGGUCACGCAGCAGCAGUCGUUAUUCCAGCACGGAGACGCUGAAGGAAGAGGAGCAGUUUGGAGUCUGCUGGCCCAGCCAAGGACGGGCUCUCCAGGCAGGUUAUGGUAUCUAUAGGUCGCCCAGUUUCGGGGCCAGCGAUGGCCUGGCCUGGGGACAGCCGGGGGUCCGCGUCCGCCCCAAGCUGCCCCAGAGCGUGGCCAAGGCGAAAGCGGACUAUGGGAGCGAGAUUCUGAACCAGCCAGGGCUGGAAGGGGAGCGGGCCAAGCACCGCAAGUCCUUGUCCAACCCCGACAUUGCCACCGAGACCCUGACUCUGCUCAGCUUCCUCAAAUCAGACCUCUCAGAGCUGAAGGUGAAGAAGAAAGGGGUGAGGAUCGGCCUUGACGUGGGCUCUGAUGGAUGCUCCAGAGGUGCCAGCCCCUCUCCAGGCGGCUGCGGUGCCGCUCAUCCCCAAAACCGCUGGGCGCCGGGCGAGCGGCCAACGCUCAAGGACCUGACGGCCACUUUGCGUCGUGCCAAGUCCUUCACCUGCUCCGAAAAAUCCGGGACGCGACGGCUUUUCCUGCAGAGCACCAUGAAGCAGAGCUCCUCUGAGCUCCUUCUGGCCUCUACGGACAGCCAGGACCGGGUGGCUCCAGGCGGGGGACAGCAGGGGGACGAGGAUCCUCUCCCCGUGGUCAUCCAGGACCAGUACAUCCAGGAGGCGAGGCAGGUGUUUGAGAAGAUCAGCAGGAUGGGUUCCCAGCAGGACUACGGCUUUGCCGCCGAGCAGAAGGACAGCGGAGGUGUGGAGGGCGCUGAGGUGGUGGCACCGGUGACGGGGACGACAGACGUGACCCUUCGGGGACAGGUGGAGAGCACGCGGUGUUUGAAGGACGUGGAGCUGGAGGAGAGCCUCGCUCACAGUAAAUCCGUGGAGGAGCUGUCGGGUCACGAGUCGAGCGUGACGGACGAGGGCAUCGUCACGGAGCCGGAGCCUGUGGGGAUGCCCUUCCAAGACCUGCACAAAGCUGUGGAUGCCUGGAUGCUGCCCGGUACCGGGCCAGCAGCGGGUGACUCCGACACCCCGCUGCCCGCUCACCCGACAGCGGCGGUGGAAGACCUUCCAGCUGGCAAACCCGAGACGCCGAGCACCCCUGGCAGCCUGCGGCGCCGACGUAAGUUCCCGUCAGCGGGCGCCAAUGGGAUGGAGGGCGGCAGCGAGGGUGGCACCGAGCCCUACCGCUCCCUCAGCGACCCCAUGCCUCACCGGAGACGCUCGGUGGCGGAGGAGGCGAAGAAUUUCUCCGUCGACAGCAACCUGCUGGGCUCGCUGAGCGCCAAGGCGGGCAUCCCGCAGCCCGCCGCCAUCGCGGGCAGCGCGGGCAGCGCGGGCAGCGACCUGUCCCUGGGCAGCGAUGGGCCCCGGGACUACAGCAGCCUCAUCCGCACCAUCGUCAGCCAGCCCGGUGCCAUGGCCAAGCUGGGCGAUGACAAGGCCAACGGCAAGACCAUCAAGAAGAAGUCGCUGAGUGACCCCAGCCGCCGCGGCGAGCUGUCGCCCGGCGCCUUCGAGGGUCCCGGCGAGGCCAUCAGCGAGCUGGAGCCCAGCAUUCCCCCGUCCAGCAGCGAGCCCAUCCUCUCGGCACAGCCGGCAGCACCGGGCACCGGCCGCGGCUACGGCUUUGACCCCAAGCUGGCGGACGUGCUGUCGCCUCGCAUCGCCCGCCGCAGCUCCAAGAAGCGCUCCAACCGCGCGGCCCACCAGGAGAACCAGCCGCCCCCCGCGCCCGCCAUCCUCGCCAAGAGCCGCCCGGCCACCAAGCACGUCCGUCACACCAGCGAGCCCGCCACCUUCGUCCCCAUCACCGUCCCCGAGCCGCUCGUCCCCUCCGGCCACCACGGCCCCCUCCCUGCGCCGGCUGCCGGCCGCUCACCUGGGAAAUCCUUCCCGGCCCUCCAGCCUCCUUCGCUGGAGGAUGUCACCAAGCGGUACAUGCUGGCCCUCAACUCAGGUGACACGUCCCCCAGUCCUGGGGACGGACCCCGCUCGCCGCCCGCUGCCCCACCGCCCCGGCUGCCCCGGUGCUCGCGGCUGCCCGAGGAGCACGGCCCCAGGACCAAGCCACAGGUGGACAUGAGGAAGCACGUCAUCAUGACCCUGCUGGACACGGAGCAGUCCUACGUGGAGUCCCUGCGCACCUUGAUGCAGGGUUACAUGAAGCCGCUGAAGCAGCCGGAGAACUCCCUGCUCUGCGACCCUUCGCUGGUGGACGAGAUCUUCGACCAGAUCCCCGAGCUGCUGGAGCACCACGAGCAGUUCCUGGAGCAGAUCCACGACUGCGUGCAGAACUGGCACGAGAAGCAGAAAGUGGGCGACCUCCUGGUGCAGUCGUUCUCCAAGGAUGUGCUGGUGAACAUCUACUCUGCCUACAUUGAUAACUUCCUCAACGCCAAGGACGCCGUCAGGAUCGCCAAGGAAGCCCGGCCGGCUUUCAUGAAGUUCCUGGAGCAAAGCAUGCGGGAGAACAAGGAGAAGCAGGCCCUGUCCGACCUGAUGAUCAAGCCUGUGCAGAGGAUCCCGCGAUACGAGCUGCUGGUGAAGGACCUGCUGAAGCACACCCCAGAGGACCACCCCGACCACCCCUUCCUCAUCGACGCCCAGCGCAACAUCAAGCAGGUGGCCGAGAGGAUCAACAAGGGCAUGAAGAGCGCGGAGGAGGUGGAGAGGAACGCCCGGAUCGUGCAGGAGAUUGAGUCCCACAUCGAAGGGAUGGAGGACCUCCAGGCUCCGCUCCGCAGGUUCCUGCGCCAGGAGAUGGUCGUGGAAGUGAAGGCGGUGGGUGGGAAGAAGGACCGCUCCUUCUUCCUCUUCACGGACCUGCUGGUGUGCACCACGCUGAAGCGCAAGUCGGGCUCGCUCCGCCGCAGCUCCAUGAGCCUGUACACAGCGGCCAGCGUGAUCGACACCGCCAGCAAGUACAAACUGCUCUGGAAGCUGCCCCUGGAGGAUGUGGAAAUUGUCAAAGGUGCCUCGCAAGCCACCAACAGGGAGAGCAUCCAGAAAAGCAUCAGCCGCCUGGAUGAAGACCUCAACACGCUGGGGCAAGUCAGCAAGCUGUCAGAGACCCUCAGCUUCCCCCACCAGGGCCUGGAUGACGUGAUCAAGGACCUGAUGGCCGCCAUCCACCGGGAGCUGUCGGAGAAGCAAUCCCUGUCCUUCAGCAUGGCCUUCCCCCCCAACAAGGUGGAGCUCAGCACCACCAAAGCUGACGGCACCGAGUCCUUCAUCUUCGAGUUCCCCAACCCCGACGCCCGGCUCGGCUUUGAGCAAGCCUUCGAGGAUGCCAAGAAAAAGCUGGCUUCCAGCAAAAACUGCCUGGACCCGGAGUUCCUCAAAGCCAUCCCCAUCAUGAAGACGCGGAGUGGGAUGCAGUUCUCCUGCGCUUCUCCCAGCCACGGCAGCCCCGAGAGCUCGCACGAGGUUUGGGUUUGCAACAGCGAUGGCUACGUGGGGCAGGUCUGCCUGCUGAGCAUCCGCAAGGAGCCCACGGUGGAGGCCUGCAUCGCCGUCUGCUCCGCCAGGAUCCUCUGCAUCGCCUCCGUGCCCGGCCUCAAGCGCGCCUACAGGUAGGACAUGCCCCAGCCCUGCGGCGCCAGGGGCGCGGGGCGCUGCCGCAGGAGCGGGGCGAUGCUGGAGCUGCUUCUCUCCUCUCCCUCCCUCCCUCCCGGCAGCGGCAGGGAGCGCGCGGAGCCGCUGGGCAGCCCCGCUGCCGAGCUGGGCCCCGCGCCGCCGGAGGACGCGGCGCCGCAGCCGUGCCUGCACAUCUCCAUCUCGGGCUCGUCGCUGGAGCUCUCGGAGCCCGUGGACGGCGGCAACAGGGAGCUGGUGCCCUUCGACAGCGACGACACGGAUGACGAGUCCUCGCCCAGUCCCUCCGGGACUCUGCAGAGCCAAGCCAGCCACUCCACCAUCUCCUCCAGCUUCGGCAAUGAAGAGAUCCCGAGCUGCAAGGAGGCAGCAGUGGAGACGACGAGCUCGGAGGAGGAGCAGGAGCCUGGUUUCAUGCCCAUCACUGGCACCUACGGGCAGAGCCGGCACGGCGAGAGCCCCACGGACGGGCGCGCCCUGCGCCGCUCCAGCCGCGGCUCCUUCACCCGCGGCAGCCUCGAGGACCUCCUCAGCCUCGACCCCGAGGCCCACCAGAGCUCCAUGUGGCUGGGCACCGAGGAUGGCUGCAUCCACGUGUACCAGUCCUCGGACAACAUCCGGAACAGGAAGAACAGCAUGAAGAUGCAGCACGCUGCCGCCGUCAUGUGCAUCCUGUACCUGGAUAACCAGGUGUUUGUGUCAUUGGCCAACGGGGAGCUCGUUGUGUACCAGCGGGAAGCAGGCCGCUUCUGGGACCCCCAGAACUCCAAGUCCCUGUCCCUGGGCUCACCGGGGAGCCCCAUCACCAAGAUGGUGGCGGUGGCGGGGAAGCUGUGGUGCGGCUGCCAGAACCGCGUCAUCGUCCUCAACACCGCCACGCUGGCACAGGAGCACACGCUGCAGGUGGGGCAGGACGGCGGGCGCAGCGUCACCUGCAUGGUGAGCGCGGGCGGCGGCGUGUGGGUGGCACUGCAGGGCAGCGCCCAGGUGAGGCUGUACCACGCCGCCACCUACGAGCAGCUGGCAGAGGCUGACAUCACCCCCCCGGUGCACAAGAUGCUCGCCGGCUCGGAUGCCAUCAUCCGGCAGCACAAGGCCGCCUGCCUGCGGAUCACGGCCCUGCUGGCCUGCAAGGAGCUGCUGUGGAUCGGGACCAGCGCCGGCGUGGUGCUCACCCUGGCCGUGUCCCCCAAGGCAGCCCCCACGCUGGUGGGGCUGUCCCAGGGACACACCGGCCACGUGCGCUUCCUGACGGCCAUCGAGCUGCCCGACGGCCUGGACGUCCUCUUCCCGCUGCCCAGGGACACGGGGGCCGAGAAGCCGAGCGAGGCGGAGAAACGAGACCCGUCCCGGCCCCGUGCCCCCGCGCUGGCCCUGUCCAAGCCCAAGAUGCUGGUGAUCAGCGGCGGGGACGGCUACGAGGAUUUCCGGCUGACCAGCAGCAGCGAGACCGUGGGCCGGGACGACAGCACCAACCACCUCCUGCUGUGGAGAGCGUGACCAGCCACGGCCCCCCCGGGCCGGCCCGGCAUGGAACGGGGGGUGCUGGCCCCCCUGUGCGCAGAGGGGGGGUCCCGGCCCCCUGCCCACCGCCCCCCGCCCCAGCACCUCUCAUCUCCAGCCCGGCUGCUCUCUGUGUGCUCGGGGUCGGGGGGAUGAGCCCCGCUCCCCCCGGCCGCCGCUGGACUCGGGGGGGACACACAGCGCUUCGGGGGGAUGGGGCGGGGGUUCGCUUGGGAAGGCGCUGCGGAGGAGGAAGAGGAGGAGGAGGAGGAGGAGGGUACCGAGCAUCCCCGGGGAUGCCCGCCCGCCAGGAUCCUGCCUUGCUCUCCGGUUCUGUGUGUGCCUGCGCUUCGCGGGAGCAGCCCGGGGCCGAGCCGCCCGCCGUGUCCCCCCCGGGCCGGGCCGGGCCGCCCGCCAACCCGCUCGCUCCAUCGCCAGCACCCCGACAGCUCUGUCCGUUCGUCCGUUGGUUUUAAAUAUAUAUAUAUAUUAUA